Ictalurus punctatus (channel catfish) is the source of this 944-nucleotide messenger RNA. Its product is annotated as type 1 glutamine amidotransferase. The transcript is spliced from 4 exons. The record is from RefSeq and is a predicted model, not a curated record. The coding region runs from base 126 to 800 and encodes 224 amino acids. Lineage: Eukaryota; Metazoa; Chordata; Actinopteri; Siluriformes; Ictaluridae.
ACCUCACCAACUGUCGGCGCUAAAGGUUUGUCAUGGAUAUGCGAAUGUCCUUUCUUCAGCACUUUUGCAACUGUUGUAGACAUCGCUUUUACUGAAGUGUGUGAAUUCUGUCAUCGCUUUACAACAUGGCUAAGCGUGUAGCUGUAGUGCUAGCAGGCUGUGGCGUUUUCGACGGCAGUGAAAUCCACGAAGCCUCUGCAGUGCUGGUGCAUUUAAGCCGAAACGGAGCAAGUGUUAAAAUAUUCGCACCCAGCAUCGAUCAGAUGCAUGUUGUAGAUCAUGUGAAAGGUGCCCCCACCGAGGAGAAGCGCAAUGUGCUUGUGGAAAGUGCUAGACUUGCCCGAGGUGACAUUCAAGAUCUGACUGAACUCAGCGUAAAGGAUUUUGAUGCCAUUAUUUUCCCAGGUGGCUUUGGAGUUGCAAAGAAUCUGUGCAGCUGGGCAGUACAAGGCAAAGACUGCUGUGUGAAUGAGCAGGUUAAAGCAGUACUGCAGGCUUUCCAUGCUGAGAAGAAACCCAUUGGCUUGUGCUGUAUCUCUCCAGUACUGGCAGCUAAGGUCUUCCCUGGCUGUGAAGUCACAGUUGGCAAUGACAAAGAUGAAAGAUCUCCUGAUGUACCAGGGACUGCAGAAGCCAUCAGCCAGCUGGGCUGUAAACACAUCUGCAAGAAUGUCAAUGAAGCCCAUGUGGAUGAAAAAAAUAAGAUUGUCACCACCUGUGCCUUUAUGUGCAAAGCACCUCUCCAUGAGAUAUUUGAUGGCAUUGGUGUGAUGAUUCAAGAUGUUCUCAAACUUGCCUGAAUGCACACUAGCACCACAAUCCAGCAAGUGUAAACACCUUUUUUAGAGCUACAAAGCAUAUCAAAGGAUGACCUUUGCCUUACUACUGUAAUGCACAUGUUAAUUGCGAAGUAAUAAACAGCAUGAGACUGAAUUUAAAUACUC